Messenger RNA from Laccaria bicolor S238N-H82, 2031 nucleotides. RefSeq lists its product as uncharacterized. Gene Ontology annotation, molecular function: ATP hydrolysis activity; misfolded protein binding; heat shock protein binding. NCBI's taxonomy places the organism in Eukaryota, Fungi, Basidiomycota, Agaricomycetes, Agaricales, Hydnangiaceae. The record is from RefSeq and is a predicted model, not a curated record. Gene Ontology annotation, cellular component: cytosol; cytoplasm; plasma membrane. Bases 1 to 1842 code for a protein of 613 amino acids. The transcript is spliced from 9 exons. Gene Ontology annotation, biological process: protein refolding; cellular response to unfolded protein; vesicle-mediated transport.
AUGGCUGACGACCUCUUUGACGGUGCUAUUGGCAUUGAUCUUGGUACUACUUACUCUUGCGUUGGUGUAUGGCAAAACGACCGUGUUGAGAUUAUCGCCAACGACCAGGGAAAUCGAACUACGCCUUCCUACGUUGCCUUUGCGUCGGAAGAGCGUCUGAUUGGUGAUGCCGCAAAGAACCAGGCUGCCAUGAACCCUCGCAACACCGUGUUCGACGCCAAGCGUCUUAUCGGUCGUCGAUUUGACGAUCCAGACGUUAAGAAGGAUAUCUCCCACUGGCCGUUUGAGGUUGUCGAAAAGGACGGAUCACCGUUAAUCAAAGUCCAAUAUCUCGGAGAGGACAAAACUUUCAGUCCUCAAGAAAUUUCAUCCAUGGUUCUCACAAAAAUGAAAGAAAUUUCAGAGGCAAAACUUGGCAAGACAGUGAAGAAGGCCGUUGUCACGGUUCCUGCCUACUUCAACGAUUCCCAACGUCUGGCAACGAAAGAUGCCGGUGCCAUUGCUGGCCUAGAUGUUCUCCGUAUUAUCAAUGAACCCACUGCCGCCGCCAUCGCUUACGGUCUUGAUCGCCAAUCCAAGGCGGAGAAGAACGUGCUGAUUUUCGAUCUCGGAGGAGGAACCUUCGAUGUUUCGCUCCUCAAUAUCAGCGGCGGUGUUUUCGCCGUCAAGGCUACCGCUGGUGAUACCCAUUUGGGUGGAGAGGAUUUCGACAACACUCUUCUGGACCACUUCAAAAACGAGUUCAAGAGAAAGACCAAGCUCGACAUUUCCGAUGAUGCCCGUGCAUUGAGGCGUCUAAGGAGUGCUUGCGAGCGUGCCAAGAGGACACUCUCCAGCGUCACUCAGACGACUGUCGAGGUCGACUCUCUCUUCCAGGGUGAAGACUUCUCGGCCAACAUCACCCGUGCCCGUUUUGAGGAGAUUAAUGCCGUUAUGUUCAAGUCCACUCUUGAGCCUGUUGAGAAAGUUUUGAAAGAUGCCAAGAUGGCUCGUGAGAAGGUUGACGACAUCGUCCUUGUCGGUGGAUCCACCCGUAUCCCAAAGAUUCAAGCCCUAGUUUCUGAAUACUUCGGUGGUCGCCAAUUGAACAAGUCAAUCAACCCUGACGAGGCUGUUGCCUAUGGUGCCGCCGUCCAAGCUGCCGUCCUUACUGGCCAAACCUCUGAACAGACCAAGGAUCUCCUUCUCCUUGAUGUUGCUCCCCUCUCUCUCGGUGUCGCCAUGCAAGGUGACGUUUUCGGUGUGGUCGUUCCCCGCAACACUCCCAUCCCCACCAAUAAGUCACGGACGUUCACCACCGUCGAGGACAACCAGACCACCGUCACAUUCCCUGUUUAUGAAGGAGAGCGCACUCAGUGCCGCGAUAACCGUCUUCUCGGCGAGUUCGAGCUCACUGGUAUCCCACCAAUGCCUCGUGGCCAGGCCGAGCUCGUUACCACCUUCGAGGUCGAUGCCAACGGUCUUCUCAAGGUUUCUGCUCAGGAUCGUGCUUCUGGCCGCAAGGCUUCUAUCAGCAUUACCAACUCAGUUGGUCGUCUCUCAUCAGCUGAGAUUGAUCAGAUGAUCAAGGAUGCUGAACAAUUCAAAGCUGCCGACAAGGAGUUCUCAGCCCGCCAUGAAGCCAAGUCCGAUCUUGAAGCUUACAUCCACCAGGUCGAGGGCACUAUUACAUCUCCUGAGAUUGGCAUGAAGUUGAAGCGUGGCGCCAAGUCUCAAGUUGAGGCUGAACUUGCACGAGCGAUGGAGAAGCUUGAAAUUGAGGAUUCAUCCGCUGAUGAACUGAGGAAGGCGCAGUUGGGUAUCAAGCGUGCCCUCCAAAAGGCGACCGCUAGUAUUCGGUGAACCAACGGGUUUUCUAGUAGAUUUUGCUCCGCUUUUCUUUCCCCUUGUUCUGUCACGUUUUGCAUAUCAACAACGAAGUGGUAUAACGAUUUGACUCAUUAGUAUCCUGUACUACAGCUGUCCCCCUGUCGGACCAAAAUCCACGUAAGGCAUUUGUUGCAAUGCCACAAUAUUUACAAGCGUGAGUUU